AUGGCAUUUCAAUUGCCUCGUGAUGAAGCACACCAACGAGCCGUUGCACAUGUGGCGGCAAAAGUCCGCACGUUCUACGACAACAAAACUGCCUUCCGAAUCUAUCAUGGCUCUACAAAUAGCACCAGGAAGUCUUCCCGAAAUCAUGAUAAUAUCAUUGACAUCAGUCCUCUGAAUCGGGUUCUUGGCGUCGAAGUCUCCAGAGACUCCAAAAUUGCAUUCGUUGGGCCAAAUGUGCCAAUGGACAAACUGGUCGCGGAAACACUCAAAAUGGGCCUGAUACCUCCUGUGGUGAUGGAGUUUCCGGGUAUCACAGCAGGAGGUGGUUUCGCUGGAACAAGUGGGGAAAGCAGCUCUUUUCGACACGGAUUAUUUGAUCGAACGGUGGUCGCCAUUGAAAUCGUGUUGGGCAACGGCGAUGUUGUAAUCGCAUCACCCGAUGAUCCAUCGACCGUGGAGCUGUUUCAUGCUGCUGCUGCAUCUUUCGGAACAAUGGGUGUGGUCACACUUCUAGCACUGGAGCUUAUCGAUGCCAAACCAUUUGUCGAGCUCAUAUAUGAACGGAUAACUGGGGUCGAUGACGCUGUCGUACGAAUUAAGGAGCUUUCCGAAGGAGAUACAUUGGACUACCUUGACGGGAUUCUGUUCGCCCGAGAUCGUGGUGUACUGUGUUGCGGCAAGCUGGUUGAUAUUGUUCCCUCGCAUUGCAAGCUACGCACUUUCUCCAGACCUUGGGACGACUGGUUCUACAUCAAUGCAGAACGACUUCUUGAGCAGCAAGAGCAGUGCGUCUGGACCGAAUAUGUGCCUAUCCAGGACUAUCUGUUUCGAUACGAACGAGGUGCAUUCUGGAUCAGCAAGUACACAUACAAGUACUUCGCUGUGCCCCUGAAUCGCUUCACCAGAUGGCUUCUAGACACUUAUACGCAUACUCGAAUCAUGUACAGUGCACUACAUCACAGUGGUCUCUCGUCCACGUAUGUCAUCCAAGAUGUCUCCGUGCCUCUUGACAGCGCUUCGAAGCUUGUGUCUUAUCUUGACGAAAACUUCAGAAACUACCCUCUCUGGCUAUGUCCCAUAAGACUUCGCGGCAAAUCAGCAAACUCGGCAUAUGGUCUUCUGGCAGACCCUCCCUCGCCACCAGAAAUGAUGCUGAACUUUGGUGUAUGGGGUCCAGGGCCACCAAAAUACGAAGAUGCCGUCGCUUGGAAUCGGGCGUUCGAGGCUGAGAUCCAUACUCUUGGUGGUCAGAAAUGGCUCUAUGCCCAAACAUACUAUACAGAGCAGGAAUUCUGGAACAGCUAUGGCGAUCGAAAGCGGUACGAUAUGACCAGACAGAAGUAUCAUGCAACUUCCUUGCCGAGCAUUUACGAGAAAGUGAAGGCUUGCGAAUCCAGUGCUGCAAGCAAUGUCCGUGAUCGAAGCUUGUGGAACCAGUUGGUUGAAAUGCUUUGGAGUGUAUGGCCACUGGCUGGAUUAUACGGAUGGCUGAUGUGUAUCAUCGGUUCAGAGUACUUGCUGCCUCGGAGGCCGCCCUUCGUGAGUACUCUGCAGCCAGCACAAUCGAAGGGAGAGAUUGGAAGUCGCACGGAGAAGAAUAUUACUAUAGACUAG
Molecule: messenger RNA, 1614 nt
Organism: Pseudocercospora fijiensis CIRAD86
Lineage: Eukaryota; Fungi; Ascomycota; Dothideomycetes; Mycosphaerellales; Mycosphaerellaceae
Exons: 2
Coding region: 1-1614 (537 amino acids)
Biological process (GO): steroid metabolic process
Cellular component (GO): membrane; cytoplasm
Molecular function (GO): Delta24(24-1) sterol reductase activity; FAD binding
Source: RefSeq, a predicted model, not a curated record